GGCACGUGGACCCCGGAAGCAGCGUGUGGUGGUUGUAAACCUCGGGCAUAAGCCUGUGAAGCAACAGCAGCCAAUGAUUGACACUGAAAGACAGUAAUAAAGUUUAAAGGACUGCUGCUACUGUCACCGUGCAUCGCUUCUCAAGAGACCAACUUCCCAGAAAACAUGAGUCAAAAUAGGAUAUACAUGGACUACAAUGCCACUACCCCGCUGGAUCCACAGGUGAUCCAGGCCAUCACUGAGGCUCUUCAUGACGCCUGGGGAAACCCAAGCAGCACGUACGCUGCAGGUGUCAAAGCCAAAGCCAUUAUCAAUGAGUCCAGAGAAAAUGUGGCGAGGAUGGUUGGAGGAAAAGCAGAGGACAUCAUAUUUACUUCAGGUGGAACUGAGGCCAAUAACAUGGUCAUCCAUUCUGCAGUGUACUUCAAAAGGAGCUGUGAUGCUGCUGAACAAAAUACAGACAAUUGCAAUGGAUGCCGGGGCCUCCCACACAUUGUCACCUCAAAUGUGGAGCAUGACUCAGUGAAACUAGUGCUGGAGCAUCUGCAGAGGGAGGGCAAGGCAGAUGUUACCUUUGUUCCGGUGUCUAAAGUAACAGGGCGUGUGGAGGUGGUAAAUGUCCUCAGCGCACUGCGUCCCAACACCUGUCUGGUUUCCAUUAUGUUAGCCAACAAUGAGACGGGGGUCAUCAUGCCCAUCAAAGAAAUCUUUCAGACAAUCAGAGCAAAGAUUAAUCAGCCUCCACAGCGGCGGAUCCUGCUGCACACAGACGCCGCUCAGGGUUUGGGCAAAAUCAAAGUGGAAGCUCAGUCACUUGGAGUGGAUUAUCUCACUAUCGUCGGACACAAGUUUUAUGCUCCUCGGAUCGGAGCCCUGUAUGUGAAUACUGCAGAUAAAGCACCUUUAUAUCCAAUGCUCUUUGGAGGAGGACAGGAGAGAAACUUCAGACCUGGGACAGAAAACACACCAAUGAUUGCAGGAUUAGGAAAGGCUGCAGAUCUAGUGACAUCUAAUUUGUCUGAGUACGAGAGUCAUAUGCGAACAGUCAAACUUUACUUGGAGGAACAACUUAAGCUCGCCUUCAAGGAAAAACUCCAUUUCAACAACCAUUUUGACGACUCUGAGGUCCUUCCCAACACAUGUAACGUGUCCAUCCGGGGUCCACAAUUACAAGGCUGGAAAAUCCUGUCCAGGUGUGAACGUCUUUUGGCCAGCGUUGGUGCAGCUUGUCACUCAGACAGAGGAGACAGGCCAUCCCAUAUCCUGCUGAACUGUGGUGUUCCAGAGAACGUGGCAGUGAAUGCGUUGAGGAUAAGCGUGGGAAGAGGAACAACACAAGAAGACGUGGAUGCAGUAGUGGAGGAUCUGAGGAAAGUGGUGGAACUCUUAGAACAAACGGACUAAAAAUGUGAAAGUGUGGGGGGGUCAGUGUUAUAUAAUAUAAAUAUAGAUUUUACUCACAUAAUUCGCACAAUUUGGCACAUCUGUAUCACAGACAGAACUGGGUAAUUCAUCAUAUGAAAAUUACAGUUAAAUUAUGCAAAUGUUGGUCCAGGACACCUUAGUACUUUAUCAUUACUUUCUACAUUUAAUUACAUCAUGUAAAUUCAUAAAAUAUUUCUCAAGAAUAAUAAAAGGCCAUGACUUUGGAGUGACCUGGAGGCUUUCAUGAGGUUGUUUUUCCAUUGGGUCAUGUUUGUAAUCAGCUAAAUGCAUUAUGAAACCAGAUCCAGACACACACUUUCCCUGAUGAGCUGCAGACACUGGACUUCUCAAAUAUAAACCAGAUGAGUGGUCACUCAUGGUAGGGCACCGUUUAGUAAAAUUACUAAAACUUUUGUCUCCUUGUAGCGCUGUGUGCCUCAACUCUCUCAGUGCUUAAGUUUCCCAGCUCCAGUGAAGCAUGCACAGUGCUAGCAGAUGGUUAGUGCCUCAAAGACUCAGCACACGUGUUUCAUUACCUUCAUUCUCUGUGGGCUUUCAUUACUUGCUCCUCAACAUCUAUGGAAAACAAUAAGUGUAUUUCAAAUGUACAAAUGUUGUGGUAAUUUUUUAUUACUGCUAUCAAGAGACUACCAUGAGGGAGUCUUUCAUGGUAUUGUAUGGUAUCCUUAGAUUUUGCUGUAUGUUUUGUAAAUAUAAUUAUGGAAAAAAAUAAAUAAAUAGAUUGACACUUUA
Boleophthalmus pectinirostris (great blue-spotted mudskipper) is the source of this 2178-nucleotide messenger RNA. RefSeq names its product selenocysteine lyase (gene scly). Lineage: Eukaryota; Metazoa; Chordata; Actinopteri; Gobiiformes; Gobiidae. The record is from RefSeq and is a predicted model, not a curated record.